GCUCGGUCAGUUCAAGAUUGCAGAGCCUGUCAGCUUCUUAACUUCUCUCGUGUCUCUUAGGGUCAGUUCAGAAAUGUCGUCUAAGAAGCAGACCUCGGCGAACCCAGCAGAGGGGAUACCUGCCCCCCUCACCAACUGCAAAAUUCAAUAUACUAAGAUAUUUAUAAACAAUGAAUGGCAUGGUUCAGUGAGUGGCAAGAAAUUCCCAGUCAUUAAUCCUGCUACUGAAGAAAAAAUUUGUGAUGUGGAAGAAGGAGAUAAAGAGGAUGUGGACAAGGCAGUGAAAGCAGCAAGAGAGGCUUUUCAGAUUGGGUCUCCAUGGCGGACAAUGGAUGCUUCAGAGAGAGGACGACUCCUGAACAAACUGGCUGAUCUAAUGGAAAGGGACUAUCUGCUUUUGGCUACAAUGGAAUCGAUGAAUGGUGGAAAAGUCUUUUCCCAUGCUUAUCAACUAGAUUUAGGUUUCUCUGUCAAAACUCUACGCUACUGUGCAAGCUGGGCUGAUAAAAUUCAAGGUCGUACAAUCCCAAUUGAUGGAAAGUUUUUCUCAUAUACAAGACAUGAACCUAUUGGUGUUUGUGGCCAAAUCAUUCCUUGGAAUUUCCCCUUGGUUUCGCUAGUUUGGAAAAUUGGACCUGCCCUUUGCUGUGGAAACACCGUGGUUGUUAAACCAGCAGAGCAGACUCCACUCACUGCUCUUCAUGUAGCAUCAUUAAUUAAAGAGGCAGGAUUUCCUCCAGGAGUAGUGAAUAUUGUGCCUGGUUAUGGACCCACAGCUGGAGCAGCCAUUUCUUCUCACAUGGAUGUAGAUAAAGUGUCCUUCACAGGGUCCACAGAGGUUGGCCUGUUAAUCAAACAAGCUGCUGGGAAGAGCAACCUGAAGAGGGUUACACUGGAACUGGGAGGAAAGAGUCCUUGCAUUGUAUUUGCUGAUGCUGACUUGGAUAAUGCUGUGGAAUUCGCACACCAUGGUGUGUUCUUCCACCAGGGCCAGUGCUGCAUCGCUGCUUCAAGGCUUUUUGUGGAAGAGUCUAUUUACGAUGAAUUUGUGAAGAGGAGUGUAGAACGUGCCAAGAAAUACACACUGGGGAAUCCUCUGAAACCGGGAGUACAGCAAGGCCCUCAGAUUGAUAAAGAGCAGUACAACAAAAUACUUGACCUCAUUGAGAGUGGGUUGAAGCAAGGAGCUAAAUUGGAAUGUGGAGGAGAAAAAUGGGGAGACAAAGGUUUCUUCAUCCAACCCACAGUUUUCUCCGAUGUUACUGAUGAGAUGCGCAUUGCCAAAGAAGAGAUUUUUGGACCAGUCCAACAAAUCAUGAAGUUUAAAACUAUUGAUGAAGUGAUCAAGAGGGCCAAUAAUACCCACUAUGGCUUAGCAGCAGGCAUUUUUACCAAAGAUCUUGAUAAAGCUUUAACUAUUUCCUCUGCCCUUCAAGCUGGAACAGUUUGGGUGAAUUGCUAUUCUGUGACUUCUCCUCAAGCCCCUUUUGGUGGAUUCAAGAUGUCUGGAAAUGGGCGAGAAAUGGGAGAAUAUGUUCUCCAUGAAUACCUUGAAGUCAAGACUGUCACAAUCAAAAUUUCUGAGAAGAACUCCUAAGAAUGGCACAAGAGAUGGACCUCCAUAUCUUGAAUGGAUGACCCUAAAACGUCAAAGAUAUCAUGGCUGCCAUUUUCCCUGAUUCUUUACAUUAGCAGCAUAAAAAAAGAAGUUAUAUCUAGAAUAUAUUAUUUGCUCUUAUUCUCAUAUAAACAUGGUGAAUCCUUUUCUUCCUGAAAUUUGGAAAUCUUUCAAGUAUUAUAACUGUCACGAGUUUUCUUAGUAAAUGAUUCUUACCGGAUUUAAAUCAUUAGAAAAAUUAAGAGGACCAUUUAUUAUUUUAGUUUUUCUUUCUGUUAAUGGUUAAUUGAAACAGCACAUGUAUAGAUGUACUCUGUUCACUGAAACUAUUAAGUUGUCUUCAAAUUUGGAAACAAUUCUUCACUAUGAAAACAAUGGCAAUGUCCAAUAAAGUUAUAACUACUCUUCUUAAAUAUAAUUUCAAUACCAGAUUCAUUAAAAUGAUCUUAUAUCA
Messenger RNA from Antechinus flavipes (yellow-footed antechinus), 2072 nucleotides. Its product is annotated as aldehyde dehydrogenase 1A1-like. NCBI's taxonomy places the organism in Eukaryota, Metazoa, Chordata, Mammalia, Dasyuromorphia, Dasyuridae. Gene Ontology annotation, molecular function: benzaldehyde dehydrogenase (NAD+) activity. Bases 74 to 1597 code for a protein of 507 amino acids. The record is from RefSeq and is a predicted model, not a curated record. The transcript has 13 exons.